This is a messenger RNA of Spinacia oleracea (spinach), 2173 nucleotides long. RefSeq lists its product as uncharacterized. Gene Ontology annotation, cellular component: nucleus. The transcript is spliced from 18 exons. NCBI's taxonomy places the organism in Eukaryota, Viridiplantae, Streptophyta, Magnoliopsida, Caryophyllales, Amaranthaceae. Bases 123 to 1889 code for a protein of 588 amino acids. The record is from RefSeq and is a predicted model, not a curated record.
UUUUCCAUUUUCUCUGUUUCCCCCUUCACCUGAGAUAGAGAAGCCUCCGACCAAAAAAGCGGGCGAGGAGAGAGAAAAACUAGACGAGAGCGCGAGAGAAACCGGCGACUUCUGCGGCGUCCAUGACGGUGGAGGUAGUAAAAAGCGGCGUCGAUUGUACUUCUUCGGCGGCGGCAGCUAUUUUUCAGAACGGUAGCGUUGCAAAUGGAGAUUUGAAAGGAAACCCUAACAAUACUAAGAAACCGAAGGAGAAUCGCCGCCGCCGUCGUAAGCAGAAAAAGAAGAAGAGUUCUUCAUCUCAAGCUAAAGAUGAUGGAAAUGACAGUGAUGCUGAUGCCGACGCUGCUCCUCUCCAGGCCGUGGAGGAGGUUGAGGUGAAAUACGUGCCCGAAAAGGCUGACUUGGAUGAUGACAUGCUUGAAGAUUUCAAGAAGGUUUUUGAAAAAUUCACAUUUAAAGAACCCGAAGAAGAUGAGGGUGAUGAAAAGAAGGAUGAGAUAGACCAAGAUGCAGCUGGAAAGAAGAAAGAUGACUCAGAUUCGGAUGAGGAAGAACAGGAUAAUCAACAGAAGGAGAAAGGGAUCUCAAAUAAGAAAAAGAAGUUGCAAAGGAGAAUGAAGAUUGCGGAGUUGAAGCAGGUUUGCCGAAGGCCUGAUGUGGUAGAGAUCUGGGAUGCAACCGCACAUGAUCCCAAGUUGCUGGUGUUCCUUAAGUCAUACAGAAACACGGUUCCUGUCCCUAGGCAUUGGUGUCAGAAGAGGAAGUAUUUGCAGGGGAAGCGUGGUAUCGAAAAGCAGCCGUUUCAGCUUCCUGAUUUUAUUGCUGCAACUGGUAUCGAAAAGAUUAGACAGGCUUACAUUGAAAAGGAGGAUAGUAAGAAGUUAAAGCAGAAACAACGCGAACGCAUGCAGCCGAAGAUGGGAAAGAUGGAUAUUGAUUACCAGGUUCUGCAUGAUGCAUUUUUUAAAUAUCAGACGAAGCCAAAGUUGACUUCAUAUGGAGAUUUGUAUUAUGAAGGAAAAGAAUUUGAGGUAAAACUCAGGGAGAUGAAGCCGGGUACCUUGUCUAAGGAGCUGAAGGAAGCUCUUGGUAUGCCAGAGGGUGCUCCCCCUCCAUGGCUCAUUAAUAUGCAGAGAUAUGGUCCUCCACCAUCAUACCCACACUUGAAAAUUCCUGGGCUAAAUGCUCCUAUUCCACCUGGUGCUAGUUUUGGUUAUCACCCUGGGGGAUGGGGAAAACCUCCGGUUGACGAAUAUGGACGUCCACUGUACGGAGAUGUUUUUGGUGUUCAACAGCAAGAUCAACCUAAUUACGAGGAAGAACCCGUGGACAAGUCGAAGCAUUGGGGUGAUUUAGAGGAAGAAGAAGAAGAGGAAGAGGAAGAGGAGGAGGAUGAUGAUAUCAUGGAUGAUGAGGUACUUGAAGAGGAUGAGCUUGGUGAUGGCAUUCAGUCUAUUGAUAGCCUAUCAAGUACUCCUACUGGUGUGGAGACACCUGAUGUUAUUGACCUUCGUAAGCAACAGAGGAAAGAGCCCGAGAAAGCUCUUUAUCAAGUACUUGAAGAAAAAGAAGAGAGGAUUGCUCCAGGCACAUUGAUGGGAGUAUCUCAUACGUAUGCUGUUGGAGCUGCCAAUCAAGACAAAGCAGGAGCUAAGAGGGUUGAUCUUCUUAGGGGUCAAAAGGCAGAUAAAGUGGAUGUGUCUCUACAGCCAGAAGAGUUGGAGACCAUUGACAAUGUAUUGGCUGCAAAGUAUGAAGAAGCAAGGGAAGAGGAGAGGCUACGAAGCCAGCGGGAGGAUUUCAGUGAUAUGGUUGCAGAGAACGAAAAAAAGAGGAAGCGAAAGCAGGAGAAGGAUGGGAAGUCGAAGAAGAAGGAUUUCAAGUUUUAGUUUCAAAUGCGUUGUUUUUUGUAUCAUCUGUAGCAGGGUUACACCGUUUCUUCCCUAGUCGGGAAUUUGAUCCGUCUGGUCUAGGUCGUUGGUAGCAUAAAUUUUGGUUUAAUGGCGAAGCAGACAUUUAGUCCAGCAUCCCGUGGUUCUGCAGUAUUUAGCUGAGAGGAUAUAGAUCUGUUUGUGCUGCCACUGUUAAUUUCAUCUUGAACUUGGAUGUAAAACCAUAAACCACCUCCUUGUAUAAAAGAGAGCAGUUAAUAUAUUUGUAUGUUACUUCUUAA